Molecule: messenger RNA, 3288 nt
Organism: Microthlaspi erraticum
Lineage: Eukaryota; Viridiplantae; Streptophyta; Magnoliopsida; Brassicales; Brassicaceae
Source: the annotation of a GenBank genome assembly
AUGGUUUUAGUUAAUGUUCAUUCCGAUGGUCAGCCGAUUUUCAUCAACAAAGACAUGUUGACAUGGUACUUGCUCAGCCUCAAGCUCCGCCAAAAACUCCAAACCAAAAACCAACAAUCCGAACCAGUUCAAGAUCAUAACCUUCGUGGUUUACCCAAAAACACCACACCGGAUCAAUACCAUAGCAUGCAGAACCACCAAGAGACUCAUUCCGAGCCUGAUAACAUCGAGGUGAUUGAAGAAAGGCCAAGAGAAACCACAGGAGACAGCUGGGUGAUCUCAAUAAGAGACAAGCUGAAGCAAGCACAUAGAGACGACGACACAACGAUUUGGGGAAAGCUAUGCAUCUACAGAGUUCCAAAUUACCUGCAAGAAAACGACAACAAGUCGUAUUUCCCUCAGACCGUUUCGCUUGGUCCGUACCACCAUGGUAAGAAGCGUCUCCGAUCUAUGGAGCAACACAAGUGGCGCGCGGUCAAUCGUGUUCUGAAACGUACGAAGCAUCGCAUUGAAAUAUACAUUGACGCCAUGAGAAAGCUUGAGGAGAAGGCUCGUGCUUGUUACCAAGGUUCCAUCGGUUUGACUAGUAACGAGUUCACAGAAAUGCUUGUUCUUGAUGGUUGCUUUGUUCUUGAGCUCUUCAGAGGAACUGUUGAAGGCUUCCCGGAAAUCGGAUAUGCACCGAACGAUCCGGUUUUUGCGAUGCGGGGAUUGAUGCAUUCGAUACAACGUGACAUGAUAAUGCUGGAAAAUCAACUUCCUUUGUUUGUUCUUGACCGACUAUUAGAGCUACAGCUUGGUACACAGAACCAAACCGGUAUAGUCGCACACGUAGCUGUUAGGUUCUUUGACCCACUAAUGCCAACCGGAGAGGCGUUUACCCAACCGGACCAGUCAAAACUCAUGAACUGGCUGGAGAAAUCAUUGGAUUCACUUGGUGACAAAGGGGAGUUGCACUGUCUGGAUGUUUUCCGUCAAAGUCUCCUCAGAUCUAGUCCCAUACCUGGUCCAAGAUCUAAACACAAGAGAUCGUCUCGGGAUACACGAGUUGUGGACAAGCGACAGCAACAACUGGUUCAUUGUGUGACCGAGCUAAGAGAAGCUGGUGUCAAGUUCAGGACAAGGAAAACCGACCGGUUUUGGGAUAUUGAAUUCAAAAAUGGUUAUCUAGAGAUACCAAAACUACUUAUCCAUGACGGUACCAAGUCUCUUUUCUCGAAUCUUAUAGCAUUUGAGCAGUGCCAUAUCAACUCGACCAACAACAUAACAUCAUACAUAAUUUUCAUGGAUAAUCUAAUAAACUCUUCCGAAGACGUUAGCUACUUGCACUAUUGUGGUAUCAUCGAGCAUUGGCUUGGGAGUGACGCUGAAGUUGCGGAUUUGUUCAACCGGUUAUGUCAAGAAGUGGUUUUUGAUCCCAAAGACAGUUAUCUAUCUCGGCUGUCUGAUGACGUUAACCGUUAUUAUAGCCGGAUAGCAUCACGUGUGAAGGAGGUGCUGCAGUGGUCGGUUCGGAUCAUGCGGUCUUGCAGUCUCGGCGAUGAUGAAUGGAUCCAUUUCAAAGUUUCUAGUUCAUUUUACGUUCUUUGCGGUGGUGUUUUUCGGUUAUUGGCUGAGGUCUUCUUCCUCCUGCUUGAGGCCAUCGGAAGAGAGGGGCUGGGAUCAGGUUUCUUGCCGGCUCGGACUUGGCGGCUGGAGUCGGCUCUCCGGCUGUUGACGACGGGUAAGCAGGGACCGCAAGGUUUCUCUCUUACAGCCGCCGGUGAGCUUCAACCUACAGAAACAAUGGUUUCCGUUUCCGUUGCUGGCAGCAAAAAAUUAUCCAGGCAAAAAACAAAGAAAAACAUUAAACCAUUCAGAUGGAGAUGGGGUUUCAACAUCACAAAGGAAGUCCGUUGUUUUCGAGAACUUACAAGACCUGAGGCUUACUCGGAGCCCGGUGAGAUCAAUGCGACAGAUGAGAAGCUUAGCCAGAUACGAGAAGAAUGGGUGGUCUCGAUCGAAGAGAAGAUAAAGAAAGCACUUAAAGACGACGACACAACAAGUUGGGACAACCUCUGUAUCUACAGAGUUCCACACUACUUGCAAGAAAACGACAAGAAGUCCUACUUCCCUCAUACCGUCUCGCUUGGUCCAUACCACCUUGGCAAGGAACAUCUCAUCCCCAUGGACCACCACAAGUUGCGUGCGGUCGAUAUGGUCAUCAAACGGACCAAUCAAAGCAUCAAAAUGUAUAUUUCCGCCAUGAAAGAGCUUGAGGACAAGGCUCGUGCUUGCUACCAAGGUCCCAUCAAAAUGAAUAGUGAUGAUUUCAUUGAGAUGCUUGUUUUUGAUGGCUGUUUUGUUCUUGAGCUCUUCAAGGGAACCGUUGAAGGAUUCCUGGAAAUCGGAUAUGCACCAAAUGAUCCAGUUUUCGCGAUGCGAGGAUUGAUGCAUUCCAUUCAACGUGACAUGGUAAUGUUGGAAAAUCAACUUCCAUUGUUCGUACUAAACCGGUUAUUAGAGGUACAGCUCGGUACAAGGUACCAAACCGGUUCAGUGGCAGAACUAGCAGUUCAGUUUUUUCAUCAACUAAUGCCAAUGGGGGAGCCACUAACCAAAAGGGACUUGCAAGGAAAAUCAGCUGACUCACUCGUUGACUAUGGAGAGUUACACUGUUUGGAUGUUUUCCAUCGAAGUCUCUUCUGGACACCGAAACCCAAAAGGCCACAAUACAUUUCGUCUCGAAAUCAACAACUGGUACAUUGCGUGACAGAACUAACCGAAGCUGGUAUCAAGUUUAAGACAAAGAAAACGGACCAGCUUUGGGAUAUUGAAUUCGAACACGGUUAUCUAAAGAUCCCAAAACUACUUAUCCAUGAUGGUACCAAGACUCUCUUCUCAAAUCUUAUAGCUUUCGAGCAGUGCCAUAUCCACUCGAGCAACAAUGUAACGUCCUACAUAAUCUUCAUGGAUAAUCUAAUAAACUCUGCUGAAGAUGUAAGAUACUUGCACCACUGUGGUAUCAUCGAACAUUGGCUAGGGAGUGAUUCCGAAGUUGCGGAUUUGUUCAACCAGUUAUGCAAAGAAGUGAGUUUUGACCCAAACGAUAGUUAUCUAUCUAAACUGUCCGAUAAGGUUAACUGUUAUUAUAGUCGUAAGUGGAAUUCUUUGAAGGCUACCUUGAGACACAAGUACUUCAAUAACCCUUGGGCAUAUUUCUCUUUCAUCGCUGCUGUUAUUUUGCUAAUUCUCACAUUCUCUCAGAGUUUCUAUGCUGUUUAUGCUUAUUAUAAGCCAAAUUCUUAG